This is a messenger RNA of Nilaparvata lugens (brown planthopper), 797 nucleotides long. RefSeq lists its product as uncharacterized. The transcript has 3 exons. The record is from RefSeq and is a predicted model, not a curated record. The coding region runs from base 327 to 797 and encodes 156 amino acids. Lineage: Eukaryota; Metazoa; Arthropoda; Insecta; Hemiptera; Delphacidae.
UAAUAUAAUAUAGCAGGCAUUGACCUUUUAAAUUUUGAACUUCGAAGUUUGUUGGUCAAGUCCGUUUCCGUCCCGUUCACGUUUGGUUUGGUUGGUUCAUGGUUUGUCGUGUUUGCUGUUUAGAGCUUUGGUGAAGUUUUCAGUUGUUGUCCUUUGGUUAAUUUUAAUUAUAAUAUAUCUUUCCAAAACAGAAAUAAUGCCAAUAGUGCAAUAUUCAGUUAUUUUAGGCUUUAAAUUGAUAAUUCAAUACUUUGAAACUGAAACUAAUAAUUUAAGUUAGGUACCGUACUGUUUUGUGAGGUUUGAUAAAAUACUAGUAGUUUAAAAUGGAUCGUCAAGAAGUUUACAAAUUCAAUCCAAAAGUUCAAGAUUAUAAAGACGUUAGACGGGAAGAUCUAGUUGAACGACGCAAAAGUAAACGCCAAGAUUUCUUGGACCAGAGAAGAGACUAUACUGAAGAAACUAAAGAAAACCAAGGAGAUUCGCAAGCUGGCAUCCCUAAAGGGAAACAAACCAGAAGUGUUCUUCUUCAGAAGUGGAAAGAAGAACACCGGAAAAAUGUGGAGAAAAAAGUGAAAAAACCUUUCGUGGUAGGAGUGGUCAGACACAAUGCUGCAUCGCCAAUGUUCCUCCCUCUACCCCCUCUCAGGGAGGUGAGGCGAACGUCAAAAGCUCAAGUGAUCAGGCCUCAAGACACCCCCACCCCCGCCACCACCCAUCACCAAAAUGCGGCGGUGUAUUGCUUCGGACGACAGAAGCCCACUGAACAUAAGUUUGAAGUGUCCAAUAGUGAUUGA